AUGGCGACAAAGGGCCUGUACCAUAAUAGUGAAAAUUCAAUGCGUACAGUUCCUGCAUCAAUUACCCUGUCUGCUGAGCAGUUCGAGAGACUAUACCUGACACAAAUGAAGCGCCACCAACCUCCCCUGGCUAAGCAGAUGAGAGAUCCGACACCUUUGGGGCUUCGUUAUCACAACCACGCCCCUCUCAUUCUGCCUCAUGGGCUGGAGGGGUGCGAGCGGAGGCGGUAUUGCAUUCACUAUCUAGUUGGAGAUUUAUUUUCCUGUGUUACGUUUGGUACUCUUGGCGGGUAUUGGUUUGGAACCGCCGCUUCAAUGAUGCCUUCUUUCAAUGCAGCCGGUCAGUUUAAUCUUUAUAUUCUUACAAUGAUCUAUACCCGUGUAUAUUACCGCCUUUCACAAUACAUACGGUACGUUGAAUUAUAUUUUGGAAUAUUUCAUUUAACUUUUCUGACACGCACCUGGGUAACAUUUUUGUAUUUGACCAUGACAAUCAUGAUACUGAUUUUCAUGAUCUGCGCGACAAGAGUCCACGUCGUCUACUUCCUUAUCUAUCUAUAUCUGUCCCUAGUAUACAUCAUGUUAACAGCAGGCUACUGGCUUCUGGGUGAAGGGAAUACAACCAGCGGAAACAGAUUUGUCGUGGGUGCUGGGGGUGUACUUUUUGUUUCCAGUCUACUCGGCUUCUACCUGCUGGUUGUUCAUCUCUUCGCAGCCGUAGAAUUUCCAUUUACUCUCCCUGUUGGAGACCUUCUUCACUCUUGA
This is a messenger RNA of Penicillium taxi, 765 nucleotides long. RefSeq lists its product as uncharacterized. Lineage: Eukaryota; Fungi; Ascomycota; Eurotiomycetes; Eurotiales; Aspergillaceae. Gene Ontology annotation, molecular function: acetate transmembrane transporter activity. The record is from RefSeq and is a predicted model, not a curated record. Gene Ontology annotation, cellular component: plasma membrane. The coding region runs from base 1 to 765 and encodes 254 amino acids. The transcript has 6 exons.